AUGUCUAAUUCAUCUAACCUAACGUAUCCAUGUAUACCAGGCAACACUCUCUGUGAAGUGCUUAUGUUUGAAGUAGAGCUGAUCGUUGUUCCAGUGCUGUUUCUUGUAGCUUUUCUUACCGUACUGAUAGUCUUGCUCGUGCUCAAAUUCUCCCACAAGCCAUCACAGUCUUAUCAACUACAGAAAUUUGAAAAGCAUGACACAAACCACCAUAAUAACACAAACAGACAUGGUAACAACUCCAGACAGCACCUGCAAGGCAUUGAUGCACCACCAGACUUCAACCCAAUGGAGCAUGAAAUUAUCCCAAUGACAGCUCAAAGUCACACAGACAUGCAGAAUUGCACAUCUGCAGUACCUCAGAGCUCCACAGAGAGGAGUCGUGAUAUCUUUCAGCUGAUCUCUCCACUGCCACUUUCAUUCUCUGUAAAACAUCACAAGCCUUUCACUUUGUACAGAGGUGUCAUGGACAGAGAGCCUGUCAUUUUACGAGUGCUUAAAGAAUCAGCUGAUUCCAGAGAUCGUGAGUUUUUUCUGGACUUUGCCCGCUUCCUGACAGAGCUUGGCCCUCAUCCAUCUUUGCCCAGACUGCUGGGGCAGGUGACUGCUGAGAUGCCUCAGAUGAUUGUGCUGGAGGAGCUGGAACACAAAGACCUGUUGAGCUUCCUGUGGAGGUGCAGACAGGACCAUCCGGGUCAAGCAGCACCAUGUGACCUGACUGAAAGACGAAUCUUUACCAUGGGUGCUCAGAUUGGAUCUGCUCUGGAGUAUCUACAUAGUAAAGACUGCAUCCAUGGCAAGGUCAGAGCUCAAAGCAUCCUGGUUGAUCGGGACCUGUCAGUCAAGCUGUGGGGGUUGGCGCCAGCAUUUCGGAUGGCGACGGAAGCGAGAUUUCCACUGGAUGGCUUGGAAGAUCUAGAACUCAGGAAGUGGCAAGCUCCAGAGGUGUUGGCACGGAAACCUAUGUUGCAAAGCAGUGACAUAUGGUCGUUUGGCAUCUUGAUGUAUGAAAUAGUCACGUUAGGAGAGGCUCCAUUUCCAAAAGUUAUGGCGAGUGAACUUCUGCAGUAUUUACAAAGAGGAAAUAAAUUGAAAAAAACACCAAACUGCUCUAAAACACUAUAUUCUAUUAUCGAGAGCUGCUGUCAGUGGAGACCAAAGGAACGACCAUCACUGACUGAGCUGGUUCGAAAGCUCCAAUCAGCCGAGAGAACAGCAGAUGAUCGGACAGUGAUACGAGUGUCAGAGCCGCUGGACAUAAAGAAAUACAUGAAGGAAGUGGGCUAUGCAGAAUCAGUCAUCAAUGCUGUGCUCUAAUUCUUUGUUUGUUAUUGAAGGAUCAUUUAUCAUUGACAGAACAA
Molecule: messenger RNA, 1361 nt
Organism: Triplophysa dalaica
Lineage: Eukaryota; Metazoa; Chordata; Actinopteri; Cypriniformes; Nemacheilidae
Gene: styk1a
Product: serine/threonine/tyrosine kinase 1a
Exons: 9
Coding region: 1-1317 (438 amino acids)
Biological process (GO): multicellular organism development; cell surface receptor protein tyrosine kinase signaling pathway; positive regulation of kinase activity
Cellular component (GO): signaling receptor complex
Molecular function (GO): ATP binding; transmembrane receptor protein tyrosine kinase activity
Source: RefSeq, a predicted model, not a curated record